Molecule: messenger RNA, 242 nt
Organism: Dentiscutata erythropus
Lineage: Eukaryota; Fungi; Glomeromycota; Glomeromycetes; Diversisporales; Gigasporaceae
Source: the annotation of a GenBank genome assembly
UAAAAUUCUAUCAAGACGGUACCUACAUUCAUCAUCUUGAACCUUUUAAUCUGUCCUUUUCGUGGUCCAUUGCUGGAGAUGGAUCUAUACGUUUGAACCAGAAACCUUUUAGAUUGUAUAGGUGUCCUAAUUGGAAUUUAAUAAUCUCAAAUGACUACUUAGUUUUUAAAUCAUCCGGCGCUGAAAGUUUUAAAAGAAAAUUAAGAAAAUUUAAAUUGAUUGAUUCCGAUAAUGAUAACUGA